Messenger RNA from Malus domestica (apple), 1822 nucleotides. RefSeq names its product protein WHAT'S THIS FACTOR 1 homolog, chloroplastic. Gene Ontology annotation, molecular function: RNA binding. NCBI's taxonomy places the organism in Eukaryota, Viridiplantae, Streptophyta, Magnoliopsida, Rosales, Rosaceae. The record is from RefSeq and is a predicted model, not a curated record.
UUAAUUUUGCCGCUACACAGAAACCCUGAAAUUGCUUCUCUCUCCUCGCACUCUCACUGUGUCCCAGUGACUGAAUCAGCUCGGUCUCCGAUUCCGGCUAUGCUCUCCAAAACCCGACCAAUCUCCUCCUAUAUGCGCACCCACAAGCCCGCUCUCACACCCAGCACGCGCCCAGCGACCCACCUCCAAUCCCAAUCAAUCUCGAGCCUCAAAGUCGUCUGGCGCAAGGACCAGAAGCUCGACCGGGCAAUCGAAAACGACAAGUCGUACAAGCUCUGCGCCCGCGUCGUCAAGGAGGUGCACAACGAACCGGGUCGGGUGAUCCCGCUUCGAUACUUCGAAAAACGGCGCGAAAGGCUGCGGCUCAAUAUCAAAGUCGAAACCUUUCUUAGCAGAAACCCAGGUUUGUUCGAUGUUUACUAUGAUAGAAUUAAACCCAAAUCGGAACCGGUUCAGUUUCUUCGAUUUAGCGAUAGAUUAAGGAUGUUUCUGGAGGAGGAAGAGAGGAUUUUUAAGGAAAAUGAGCCGUUGAUUGUGUCUAAAUUGUGUAAAUUGCUGAUGAUGUGUAAGGAUAGGGUUGUUAGUGUUGAUAAAUUGGUUCAUGUGAAGAGGGAAUUCGGGUUUCCGAACGAUUUCUUGGUUAGCUUGGUGCCCAAGUAUCCGCAGUAUUUUCGGAUACUUGGGUGCCCCGGAGAGGAGAAUUGUUAUCUGGAAUUGGUUUCAUGGAACCCCGAGUUUGCGAAAUCAGUGAUUGAGAGGAGGGCAGAAGAGGAGUCGAAUUUGACAGGGAUUCGGGUUCGGCCUAAUUUUAACUAUAGGCUGCCAUCAGGGUUUUUCUUGAAGAAGGAAAUGAGAGAGUGGGUAAGGGAUUGGGUGGAAAUGGAUUAUAUUUCUCCGUAUGAAGAUGCGUCGAAAUUGGAUCAAGCUUCGCAGGAAAUGGAGAAGAGGACGGUUGGAGUUUUUCAUGAACUGUUAUCGUUGUCUUUGUUUAAAAGGAUUCCUGUGCCGAUAUUGGGUAAAUUUAGUGAUGAGUAUAGGUUUUCAAAUGCGUUCUCGAAUGUGUUCACAAGGCAUGCUGGGAUAUUCUAUCUGUCGUUGAAGGGAGGGAUUAAGACGGCGGUGCUGAGGGAAGCGUACAAGGAUGAUCAGUUGAUUGACCGGGAUCCACUGCUAGAGAUAAAGUACAAGUUUGCGGAGCUAUUGGAGGAGGGAUGGAGGGAGAGACGAGAGCAUUUGCGGUUGCAAAGGGAAGAGGUUGAGAAGAACAAGGAAAUGAUGGCUAUGAGGAACGAAGAAUAGGAUAAGUGCAUGGUUGGUGAUCAAGAAGCGGUGAAAUUUGCAACUAGAUGACAGUGAUUCUUGGUGUACCUGAAUAUCUUUGAUGGAGGAUGGAACUGCUUUUUUGGGGUGCCAUAUUAAAUUCGUGUUUGUUUUAUUUGAUUCUACAAGUUCAUGAAAAUGGAAAUUAUUGACGGAAGCACUAUGACAUUUUGGGAUGCAUGCUCACCUAUGUGAUGCGACAUUGUCAUGGAGUUGUUGUAAUCAUGCUCAAUGUGUUUCUCACAUUCAGUUCCGUCCCAACACUUAUUGUAUUCGCAAUAUGACACAAUUUUGGCAAAUUUUGAUCUUGUUAUUGUGCGGUCAAAGUGCAACUAAGUAUCGAUGUAUUAAUGCUGGCGAUUGAUUUCUUAGACAAUGAACACAUUCUGACUUCUAAAGGGAAUAUCCACUGAAAAUGGUUAUGAUGAAUUUGCUUCUGUUUAGAGCAUCAGUUAGUUUAUACUGCGUUGGAAGUGAAUGCUAUUCUAUUUACCAAUCGUAA